CAGCUGUAGGUAUUUUACGGCUUUUUGGUAGAGGAAAUAUUUCGUGCGAAGAAAAGUUUACAUUUUUAAAAAUAAUUUUAUUGUGCGUGCUGCGAUAAGAUUUAAAGUCAAACUGAAUGAGACACCUAAUUAUCAAUUAAAACAAUAUUUAGUGAAUGUCUUGUCGAAGUUACGAUUAUGUUUUGAAUUUAUUAUCAAUAAUUAUUAACAUGUCCUGAGAAAAAUGGUAUAAAUAUUUCUAUGAAGUGAUACGAAAUAAAUAUCUACCAUGGUUUUCGAAUCGAUUGUUGUAGAUGUAUUGAACAGGUUUCUUGGGGAUUACGUCGAAAAUUUAAACAGGAACCAAUUGAAGCUCGGGAUUUGGGGCGGUGAUGUUGUACUAGAAAAUCUAAUACUAAAACAAAAUGCUUUGGAGGAACUUAACAUACCUGUUCAAACUGUUUAUGGCCACUUAGGAAAGCUUGUACUUAAAAUACCAUGGAAAAAUCUAUAUGGUGCAUCAGUGGAAGCUAGUAUAGAAAGAUUAUUUCUUAUUGUGAAUCCCACUGCAGAAGUCAAAUAUGAUCCUGAGAAAGAGGAGAAAAUGGCACUGGCUGCCAAGCAAGCAGAGCUUGCUCGAGUUGAAGAAGCAAAGAAGAAAGAAGCAGAGAAGGAUGAUAAACUGGAUGAGACAUUUGUUGAAAAAUUGGUAACGCAAAUAAUCAAGAACGUGCAACUCAAAAUAAGCGACAUCCACGUCAGAUACGAGGAUAGCAUAACAAACCCUAAAUCGCCUUUCUCGUUUGGUAUAACUCUUCACAAUCUGUCUGUCCAUACAACUGACGAGAAUUGGAAGCAAACUGUCAUACAAGAAGCUGUGACCAAGAUCUUCAAAAUUUUGAGCUUGGAGGGCUUAGCUGUUUAUUGGAACCCUGCUACCGAGCAGUAUUCAAAAAAUGAAGCUGGUCAAAUUCUAAAGAGACUAAAAGGAGAAAUUGCUACAAAAUCCUCAAAACCAUCAUCUUAUCAUUAUGCUUUGGGCCCAAUAAAUGCAACAGCGAAAUUAAAAUUAAAUCCAAAACCGGAAGGUGAUUCGGUAAAGUUUAGCAUACCAAAGGUGAUUCUGAGUCUCCACAUGGAGCAGCUGUUUGUUAGUCUCACAAAAUCUCAAUACCGUGACAUGAUGCUUCUAGCAGAUUCCAUGGACAGAAUGACUAAAGGUGCACCAUACAGAAAAUAUCGUCCUGAUUUAAAAUCAUACAAAGGCCAUUACAAAGCGUGGUGGCAUUUUGCAUUCAAGUGUAUAUUGGAAGAAGAGGUUAAACGAAGGCGCAGGAACUGGGAUUGGAACCACAUGCUGUCACAUAGACAACUUUGUAAAGAUUAUGCGUCAGCUUACCAGUGCCAGCUUAGCAGCAAAGGCAAAGUGUCCACUGAAAACAAAUGUGUCAUAGAAAAUGCAGAGAAAACUUUGGAUUUGUUGAACCUGGUUGUCAUCCGGCAAAGGAUACAAAUGGAGGUGGAGAGGCUAGGUAAACUGGAGGAAGAGGCGAAAAAAUCCCGCGGUUGGUUCAGUGGGUGGUGGUCUGGCAGCUCGGCGAAAGACGACGAACUUACCGAAGGAGUUGCUAUUAUGAAACAGUUCGAGAAAGCGAUGACACAAGACGAAAAGGAGAAACUGUUCCGCGCGAUCGACUACCAAGAGAACACGGCCCCGCUACACUUGCCGACGGAGUAUGUAGCGGUGGAGGGGCACUUCCGUCUGGACAAGCUACAGGUGUCGGUCAACGACCACGUCGAAGUGUUGCGCGCUUGUGUCGAGAACGUGGAGGUUGAUAUGCAACAGCGGCCCAGCGCUAACGCAUUGAGGGUGGAUGUUCAAAUGCGCGCUUUCACAGUAACUGGAAAGUCUCAAGGUGACUUAGAGCCUCAACUCGUGUCGUCAAUAGAAGUGUCCAAGGACAUAAAUCUUUUGAAUGUGCUGUUCGAAACAAAUCCAUUAGAUGGCACAUGUGACCAACGCGUCAAAGUACAAGCGCGCCCGCUACAAAUAAUAUACGACGCGCAAACUGUUAUCGAGAUUGUCAAAGUGUUCAAGCCUCCCUCGGAAUCAUCCGCUUUGACUACUUUGCAAGCCGCUGCAGAGAAUAAACUGUCGGAUUUGAAAGAAAAAUCCGCUUUGGGAAUGCAGUACGCAGUGCAUCACCAUACGUUCAUUGAGCUCGACAUAGACAUUGCUGCUUCGUAUAUAAUUGUCCCGCAAACUGGGGUGUACACGGGGCAGGAAGCGUGCGCGGUCGUGAAGCUGGGUGCGAUCAGUGUGAAGUCAGCGCCGCGGGCAGCGCCUCUCGACGUGCACGCACUGCAUCGCCAGGGGUUGCCAGAGCAGGACAUCCUCACGGAGAUCGCCAAGCACAGCUACGACCGCAUGGCGCUCCGCCUCACCGAAAUGCAGAUUGUUAUCGCUUCACCCAAGGAAGAUUGGCAUUCCGCCAUAGCGUCUAACGUGGCAACACAACUGCAUUUAUUGCAGCCUACGAACUUGGUGAUUCAAAUUCACAAAUGCCUGAUAACUGACGACCCGAGGUUGCCAAAAGUUAAAAUAAUGGGAGAAUUGGAAAAGAUCGCUGUUAGCGUGUCGGAGGAUAGGUUACUUACUUUAUGUGAGAUAUUAGUUAGCAUGCCUCUACCACAAUCUGAAGAAGCAACCCAGUUAAAGCCAAGUGAUUCAAAGGCAUCGAGCCUUUCCCUGUUGAAAUAUCUGGACCCGGCGGAGAAGCAAAAGAGAGACACCGCAAGAUCUAAACAAAGGAAAGAAAGCGAACAAACGGUGCAAUUAACUGAAGUCGAAGCAUUCUUUAUUAUGAAAGAACUGAUAGUAAGCGUGAACCGCAAAACUUUACAAACCCCGCAGGAGUACGAUAAGUUUUUGGUGUUCUCACUAAACCUGCUAGAAAUAACGGCCACACAGAAAACGUUCACUCUAGAAGCGACCGUUAGACUCGGAUCCGUUCAAAUGCAGCACCACCGAGUGGGCCAGGAGAUGAUCAGUAUGAUAGAGACGCCAGAGCUGACCACAGACGUCAGCGUCGAUAAAUCGGUGACCACGGGGACUGUGGUCAACCAGUAUUUGUUCGCUGUCACAUAUAGCAAUGUCGAUAAAAAAUGUCCAGAGUUUCGAAGUCACUUUGGCUCUGUGGAACAGAUGAUCAAACUCGACUUUACAAGAUUGAAACUUUUGUUGCAUUUGGAAGGAUUAAGGGAAAUUUUAGUCGUAGUUAAUGAGUAUCAGACGAGGCUACAAGCUAUUCAGAGCACAGUUGAUAGAUACGCCAAUGCGGGACCUUUGGAAACUAUUGCGGAAGAUGAAGAGUUCUCCGUUGCCAAAUCCAAAGCAAGUACAGUAAAGCCAUCGAGUCGCAAGCAAGUAGAGAGUAUCCAACUGAAGAUCAUGGCAAAGAUCGGUGCUGUGGAGAUCGAGUUUGCGAACAACAUCAGGCCGUUGUCCAUAGUGAAGCUGCAAGGCGCCACCGCAGGGCUGAUACUGAAGAGUUCCUACACUCAAGUGGACUGUACCGUUGCUUCUAUUAAAGUGGAGGAUUUGAACCCGUUGACGGUUCACAAAGAGAUACUAAAAGUGCUAGGCGGUGACGUCAUUAACGUUCAGAUAGUGAUGUACAAUCUCGACCAGUUCCCCACCGCCAGCGAUGUUAAUAUGUCGAUAGACGCGCAAAUAAACUGUCUUCGCAUUGUGUUCCUCAACUGGUUCGUCUCUUCCAUGCUGGAAUUCUUAAACAAUUUCCAAACCGCUCAAGAGGCUAUUAUCGAAGCUUCGUCGCAAGCGGCGGAUGCGGCCAGAGCGAAUGUGCAGAGCGCGUACCAGACGUCGACCAAGCUAGCUCUGCGCGUACGUCUCGCCGCGCCUAUCAUCAUAGUGCCGGAGAACUCGACCAGCUACAACGCCAUGCUGGUGGACUUAGGCCGAAUGAACCUUAACAACAAGUUCGUCGAUAUACAGGCUGUUGAUGUGGAUAACAAGGUGACAGUAGACGAGCUGACGCUAGACUUGGAAGACAUGAAGGUAUCCUGUGUAACGCUGAAAGAAGACAAUGUCCAGGGCUUGGUGCACGAACGGAAACUGUUGCGUCCAACGAGCUUUAAGCUCUUCGUAAAGCGCAGUCUCUCCCCCUGGUACGAGAGUCUACCCGAUUUGGACAUAUCUGGACGGAUGAAAACUAUUGCUAUUUCAGUUGGGCACAGCGAUUAUAAGAGUAUAAUGAAAAUCCUUAAUGAAAACCUGCAAGAGGGUCAAAAAAAGACUGAAGAAACAAAACCCCAGCCCAGCGUGUCGAAAGCUACCUCAAAGGUCACUGUGAAAAGUCAGACGAGUAGGAUCCAGACCAAAUCGACAGUUGCUAUAGUGACCCCUUCGAAAGAACAAACGAAAAUGCCACGAACUACUAUAAAGUUCUCGUUUACUAUGGACAGUUUUGUCAUAGACCUCAUGAAUGCUGCAACUGACGAUUUAAAUACAACGAAAGACGUGGAUCUAGCCCGAUUCUGUCUAGCACUGUUGUCAGUGAAAGGUCGCAUGUACUCGGAUGAUUCGAUGAACACUUCGGUAUUGCUGGUGGACUGCACUCUCGACGACACCAGGCCUGGCAGGGGCGCUAAAAUCACCAGGUAUUUAGAGAGGAGACGCGAACAACAUGAAGGAAACCGAAGCGAGUCGGAUGACAGGAUCGUCAACAUAAUGGAGACGCACGAGAAAAUACGCAGCAUGAUCGAUAUUACUUACACUAUGAAAAAUGGUGACACUUUUGUUGACAUGAGAAUAUUUAGCUUCAACUUAAUCCUCGCCAUGGAUUUCCUGAACAAGAUUGCUGAGUUUAUGACUACGGGCUUGAGUGACGCACCAACUGUGUCCACAACCAAAGAAGAUAUCAAAGCUGUGAAAUUGUCGGGUGACAAAUCGGGCGACAGCGUAACCAAAAAGAAAGUGUCGGUGGUGUCAGCGCCCGUGGCAGCGGAACAGAAGCUGGCGAUGAUGACGGUCAACAUAAAGAUCGAGCAACCCGACAUCAUCCUGGUCGAGUCGCUGGAGCAGAAGGAAUGCGACGCUCUUGUCCUGAAUAUGGAGAUGCGGCUGAAGCUGCGCAAGACGAGCGAGCGCAUGGUGGCGGACGGCGCGGUGUCGAGCCUGCAGGUGACGGUGCGGCGGCUCGGCGCGCAGGCCGGGGCUGCGCCGCGCUACCUGCUGGCGCCCGCGCACCUGUCGCUGGCGCUGUCGCAGCCGCCCGCGCAGGGCAUGCACCUGGACAUCGCGCUCACCGACAUCAAGAUCACUGUGUCGCCAGAAACAAUUGCACUAUUGAACCGUGUGCUGGCGACUGUAACGAGCCGCGAGGAGGACUCCGUAGAGCAAGAGAACAAAACUAUAUUCUACAACAAACUGUGGGACAUAACGCCAUUCAAACCCACCUCGUACUGGUUUUUAAAGACAGAGGAAGCUGAAGAAGCUAUCGAUUUAGAAGAAGCAACAAGUCCAGAAGUCGUAACCCCGCCAGUGGGAGAGAUAUGUCUCAUGUCAAGUCCGUCUAUUGUCUUGGCUCUAGAAAUGGAGAUCGGAAAUGAAACAAUACCAGUACUCGUUAUGCAAGCUUCCUUGACAGGACAAGCUAAAGAUUGGAGUUCUGAUUUCUACAUGGAAUCCACGUGGGCAAUGCAAGUAUCGUACUACAACAUAGGUCGCGCCAUGUGGGAACCUCUGAUAGAGCCUGUGGAGAUACUGAAGGACUCCCAGUAUAAACAUGUACCGUGGGAGCUUAGGAUGGAGGUGGUAAUGCGUCCACAAGAGAACGCCCCAUCUAUCGACACAUCGGACGACGCGGCCAACAUACAAGCCGUGGCCCAGCGGCAAGCCAACAAGACCAUCACAGUCUCUAGCAGCGAACCGUUGGAGAUCACUAUCACUAGAAGCGGGAUGGAGGUCCUAACUCAGUUGGGAAAUUCUUUCGCAGCUGCGGCUGCUGCCGCGACGGGAGACAAUGAGACGUCAGUCGUAUCGAAAGUUAAAGUCGACGAAAGCAAACCUGACAAGAAAUAUCUGGGCGCUCCGUACGUGCUUCACAACUGCACCGGGCUAACUGCUAAACUGUCAUUAGCUAAUAACAGCGAUUUCUCAGUUUUCCUCACCGGCAAAGUCGACUCUGAUUUCAGAGAAGUGGUAUUAGAACCUAGUGCUUCGGUUCCUCUGCAAUUGAAACAUGGCGGACUCAAUGUCAUGAAGUUGAAUGAACCUCCACCGCCUCUAAAACUGAACGUUAAGAUAAUGGAAAUGGACGAAGAGAUCCAGAUACCCGUGGAGCGCGCGGACAAGCGCUACUUCCAGAUAGGGCGCCGUCUCACGAGCGACCAGCGCUCCAAGAACGUCUCGCAUGCGGCCGCUGUCGAGCCGCGUGGACUUAUAUCCGACGUGGUCAUGCACGAUGCGGCCCUGCACAUUUACCUGCGGAGUAUUGUUCAGGUGACGAACACGCUGUCGGUAGCGGUGUCUGUGUACUACAUGACGCUGAGCGGUAACGAAGUGCGCUUGCUGGGCGAGGCGGCGCCCGGCGACACGCUGCGCCUGCCGCUGCAGGCAGUGCACACUCCCACUGCGGAGAUAUUCUUCUCUGUCGAAGGUUUCACAGUGUCUGUGUCUCCAUUUGUAUGGCGUGAACUACAACAGGAAGUGAAACUGUCGAAGUUGUUGCAGUGCGAUUCCAAAGACAAAAACAGUGGAGAAAAGUUCUAUCUGAGGGCGGUAGGAACUAUGGAGCAAGUGUUCUUCGAGCACUCGAACCGGCACACGUUCGCUUCGUCGUGCUACGAAGUGGUGCUGCGGCCGGCCGUCAAGCUGCAGAACUGCCUGCCCGUGCCCGUCGUCGUGUCGCAGUUGGGCCUGCGCCGCACGCAGACCUUCGAGCCCGGCGAGAUGUUCCAUCUGUCGCAUCUCGCGCCCAACAGGGCCUCCAUAGUCAUUAUGAUUCAGAACUACCUGGACAAAUGCUGGGUAUGCACUAAGAACCUGCCAGAUGAGCUCGAAGAGUUGUCGGUGUGGUCGUUCGAGUCGCACGACAGUCCCUCAGUGAUGACGCUAGAACUGGGCAUGCAUAGCGCCGAUAUAGAGGGGACGCAGCUUUUGUCCCUGUACUGUCCAUUCUGGAUGCUAAACAAGACCGGUUUUACGCUCUGCUACAGGAUAAAACAUUCUCGUUGCAGUAAAUUUAUUACACGCCAUACAUCGUGUUUGCCGAAUGUGGAUGAAACAGGCAACGUUAUCUUCCAUCCAAAAGACUACAAAGAGCCGAUACUGUUCUCGUUCCGUGCGAAGAAUUUCUUCGGCAAAAAGAAGGCUGCAAUCAGAGUAGAGUUCGGAGAAUGGUCGGAUAAGUUCUCCCUGGAUGUACCCGGCAGUUCUGGAGUGGUCACGUGCCGGAAUGAAGGCAGAACUUAUCAGGUGGCUGUGACAAAUCAAUUGACAUUCAACAGUUUGACGAAGAUGGUUAUAUUUACUCCGUUUUUCCUCAUCAUCAACGAAUGCCCGUUUCCGUUUCAAUACCAAGAACUUCACAGAUCUGGAGAUCCGUGGCAAAAGGUCGAGGAAAAUUCCAGCGCGCCUCUGUGGCCUAUUGUUGAGAAGGAGGACAAGUUAUUGUUGUUACGAGUGUACGGAACCUCGAAAGCCGCUGCGCCAUUCCUCUACACAGAGCAACACAGUGUUUGUCUGAAGCUUGACAAUGAAUUCGGCGGCUUGCACGUCGAGGUGCAGCUGAGCGAAGGCGGCACGUACGUGACGGUGCGCCAGUACAGGGACGGACACGCGCCCGCACUGCUCGUGAACUACACGCCGCACAGCGUCAACGUUUACGAGAAGGAAAACGUUAAUGUUCGAAAACUACCGUCAAUGAAUCAAAUGCUGUACACUUGGGACAAUCCUGCCGGCCCACGGAUACUUUUGUUUGAGGGACACAAACGGAAGGAAAUCGAAAAUGAUUUGCGAAAAGAUGGCAUCGGAGAUUUUAUGAUUAACGAAACCCAGCGUAUAUGGUGGGUGUCCUUUUUGGAUGGACUACAAAGGGUGAUACUAUUUACGGACGAUCCCAUCUUGGCGAGUGGAGCGCACACUAUCGGCGAGGCGGAACAAGUUCACACUGAAUUUGUCCUAGCCAUGCACGGCCUUGGUCUGUCUCUUGUUAACGAUCCUGAAUUGACGGAGAUUCUCUAUGUCAGCAUAUCCAACUCUGGUAUAAUAUGGGAACAAUGUAAACUCGGUUCUCGUCGGUAUAAAAAAAUCGAAGGCCCAAAAGCAAUACAGAUCGAGGAGGCGUACCAAAAAUACCAAACUGAAAAAAUGGUUCUCGACAGUAAUAAAGAGACUGAGGUGUCGUCACGUGUGAAAAUCGACGAAAAAACAGAGAUAGACUUCGCCACGAUGAGCCUGCUGCGGCCGCACGAGCGGCUGGUGCGGCGCACGCACUCGCCGGGCGUGUGGGCGGCGCUGGGGCUGACGGCGCACUCGCGGCGCCUGCACGCGCGCCUGCACCGCCUGCAGGUCGACCAGCAACUGCCGCUGCCCACCUUCCCCGUCGUGCUGGCGCCCGUGCCGCCGCCCAAGUCCGUCGCCAACGACGACCCCGCCGGUACGAAGCCAUUUAUCGAGGUGUCGAUAGUGGAGCGUAUAAUGGAGCACAGCAAAGUGCGGCAGUACAAGUACUACAAGGUGCUGAUCCAGGAGUUCCACGUGAAGGUGGACAUGGGGCUCAUCAACGCUCUCAUGGGCAUGUUCCCGCAGAAGCUGCCCACCGAACAAGAGGCUUUGGAUGCCUUCGAAGUCGAUAUCGAAAAAGCAAGACAACCGUUAGAAGCGUUAGCAGCAAUGGGCGCUGCUUCAGACUUGAAAAACUUCUAUGAUAACUUACAUUUGUCACCACUCAAGGUGCACGUAUCGUUUUCAUUGGGCGGAGCGACACAACUGCCCACCUUCGUAGGCACAGUGCUGCAGAGUAUAGGCGUUACUCUGACAGAUAUGAACGAUGUCGUUUUCAAGCUGUCUUACUACGAAAGGAACUACGAGUUCUUGUCACAGAAGGAGCUGAUCGGUCAAGCGCAAAGUCACUACACCGGCCAGGCACUGAAACAGCUGUACGUGCUGGUGCUCGGACUGGACGUGAUCGGCAACCCGUACGGUUUAGUUAUCGGCUUGAAGAAGGGCGUGGAAGAUCUCUUCUAUGAACCAUUCCAGGGAGCGAUCCAAGGGCCGGGCGAGUUCGCCGAGGGCCUGAUGCUGGGCGUGCGCUCGCUGGUUGGGCACACGGUGGGCGGCGCGGCGGGCGCGGUUUCCAGAAUCACUGGCGCCAUGGGGCACGGACUCGCUGCGCUGUCGCUGGAUAAGGACUACCAGCGACGUCGUAGGGAUAACAUCAACAAACCACCUGCUAAUCUGCAAGAAGGCCUUGCCAGAAGUGGAAAGGGGCUCGUUAUGGGAGUCGUGGAUGGAGUAACGGGUGUAUUCACGAAGCCCAUAGAGGGUGCUCGGGAGCAGGGCGUGGAAGGGUUCUUUAAGGGUCUGGGCGUCGGCGCUGUCGGGCUCGUGGCCCGCCCCACCGCUGGCGUCGUUGAUUUCGCGUCGGGCUCCUUUGACGCUGUCAAAAGGGCGGCUGAUUUGUCCGAAGAGGUGACGAAGCGUAGAGCGGCGCGCUACCUGGCGCCCGACGCCGGCGUGCGCCCGUACUCUCGGCUGCAGGCUGAGGGGUACAAGAUGCUAUCGGAACUCGAAAAGGGUAAAUUCGUAAGUACCGAUACAUACGAAGCCCACGUGUGGGUGAUACCGGCUAAGGAGGUGGUCAUGUGCACGGACAAGAGAUUGCUUUACCUUGAGAAGAAUAAUGUCUUCGGCGGAUGGCAGAUAGUGUGGACGUACUUGUGGUCGGAGAUACCCGAAGUGCCGACAGCGGUCGCGAAAGGUGUUUACAUACCGACGGCUAAAAAGAAGCUUCUGGGAAUGUUCCCGAGUUCGGGCUCCGGCAAAGUGAUAUUCCUGUACGACGAACAACAGAAGAAGUUUCUACUGGCGCAGUGCGAGCGGCUCAUGCGGCCGCGUUGACAUGAGUCCGUAGAAAGGAUGACCCCAACAGAGUGGCUGGGUGAAUUCUUUCUACUUGUAUUCGAUUAUCGCACCGCGUUUCUCACUUUCGCCUAUCACCUUAACAUGCAUCAUUUUAACCCCAAGGGAUUUCGCUGAACAACUUUGUUUGCAGUAACAGUCGUUUAACAAUCGACCGGGCUUAUUUUGGCUGAAUAACUUUGUUUGCAGAUUCAGUUAUUGAACAAUAAAUUUAUUAUCUAGCAAAGUUUGGCUGAAUAAUUUUGCUUGCAGAAUCAGUAAUUGAACAAUAGGCUGAAGCAAAUUAUGGCUGAAUAACUGUUUGCAGAUUCAGUUAUUUAAUAAUAAUCGAUCGGACAAAUUAAUACAAACUUUUCUUGAAUAUUCAGCUAUCUAAUAAUCGACUGGGAAAAUAUUUUAUUACCAAAAGACGCCCGGGAAUUCAUCUGAGUGGAAUUCAUUUUUUCUUUUUAUUAUUUUACUAUCUGUAUCUGAUCUUAAUUGUACAAAUAGGUUUAUUUUACGUGCCUAAUAUUUAUUGUAUUUAUUUUAUUAAUAAUAAACUUAUAUUAUUGCCUGGUCGAAUUGUUUGUAUAGCGCAUAAACGUUAAUAAUCUCGCUACAACAGCGAAUAUUGGUAGUAAUUAUGCAUUAUGUAGUUUUUUUUUACAAAAUGGCUGUUUGUAUGAGUUAUUAUGUAAAACUUUUUAUUAUAUUUUUUUACUAUACAAAUAUUUAGUAAGGUUGCUACACGAUUAGAAGGCUGUUCUGACAGGGAUAUAAUAUUUUCACUGUAUUUUUGCCAUAUGGAGACAAACAAAAAUUAUUUAAUUUAUUAAAUCCAUGUUAUUUAUUUUUUAACGUAUGACGUAUACGUUUAAUGGCAUUAUUUCUUUUAAGGUUGAAUAAUUUUUUUUUUAAUUAAAUAUACGUGAUUUAAGUCAGAACAGUCUUGUUAUGUUUGUUUAUUAGUAUGAAGGCGGUUAUAUACCUUUUCUUAAUCUUUUUUAUAAAUUAUAUGAGUAUGAACCUAGAAUACUUAGGAUUAUAACUCGAAUUACCUCACUCAAUGGAAUAUUAUUACGAAUAUUAUGAUAUAUGUAUAAAUUUUUGUUUUACAUUGUCAAGUCGUUUCUUACAAAGCCAUAUUGUAUUUAAGUGUAAAUGGUUAAAUGUGAAAAAACACCAACUAGCAGUUUAGUAUUAAAUAAACAAAUCCAGAGGAUCUUAAAUCGACACUAGUAUAUUAGUACAACUUAAAAUAAAUUGCUAAGUUGUCGUAUAAAAAUUACUCGAAUAAAAUAUUACCUCCUUAAAUUUAUUUCAUAUGUAAAAUAGUCCACCAAUUUUCAUUGUUAAUAGGUUAUUUGUGAAUAAUUUGUUUUCACAUUAUACCAGUGCCUUAGACCAGUGCGUAUAUAAGAUAUUGUUCAUUUAUAUAAGAUGUUUAGGUUUACGGAUGAGUGUUAACAUUGUAUUUUGUGAAUUGUUAUUUUUGUUUGCAAAUUUUAAUAUGGUGUUACAUUUUAAAAAAAUACUUCAGUUAUAGUUGUCAAUUAGAGUCGGUUCCCAUUUUUUGGCUAGCGGGCUGGAAUUAUGUUCUAGUGAUGGAACCUGGCAAAAAAGAGUAGAAAUUAAUAGGGGUGACACUAUCGACAAUAUGGCAACACCAACACGAGAAACGUAAACGUAAUCAUAACAACAUAACCUUCAAAGUCGACAGAAUAAUUACGAAAACACUUAUUAAAAACUUUAAAAACAUGUAAAUUUUGUAAAUUACUUCAGAGCUCAACAUUUAUAGUACUCUAAAAUAAUAACAAACCAGUCAUCUCAGCCGUUCUUCGGUAAACAUUGUCCAGAUCCGACAACAACGUUUUGGCUUCGAAUUCUGCUAGACAUCUCUUACAAAGGUGAUAUAUAAUUUGGCGGGUGCCACUACGGAUUGUUAUAUUCAUCUUGUGCCACAAUAAUAUUAGUUCACUGCUGAUUUCCCACAAUCUAUUAAUUUCGUAAAUAAUCCCGAGACUUUUGACAUCAUAGACACAACUGACAAGUUGAACAGUGUUGUAAGAGGAAAAUAGUUCCGUUUCUAAUUUUUUUUGCCAAGCUGUACUAUAUUUUGUGUCGGACUGGUGUACAAAUGGUGAAUAGUUUGUCAUUGUCAUUGGAACAUCAGAUUAUAAUCCGGACUCGACAGCAGACAAAUGGAAACCCGUGGUAAAAGCUUAUAAUGUUAGAUUAUUUAUAAUCUUAUAUAUGUGUUUGAAUACCACUAGUAUAACAAAGAAUCUGUUAAGUUUAUUUUUAAUAAUAAAUAUACCUUUUGGGACAUGAUACUCUUAAUUACUGGGGACGCUUAUGACGAUAUAAUAAUUACGGUCUGUCUAAUAGGCUAGUUGACGCUUUUUUACAUGGUCUUAAUUUGUUCAUUAUCGUUCUACGAGAUUGAAAAAAGUUUUAAAUAUUUUCUUUUGACAAUACAUAAACGCCUGUCAGCCACGAUGGUCUGUAUUUCAAUUGUUUCAUGAGUUGUCACAUUAACAAAUUCUUUUACAAACAGCGUUCGACAAAAGUUUGAAGUUUAGUACCUCACGUAACAUUGUGACGUCACAAAAUGGACGACAGCGUUUUUAACGUUUGGAAAAUUUGAAAAAAUAUAAUAUUUCGGACUCGUAUUCCAUGAAAUGAAUAUUGUUUUUUUUUAAUACGAGUCAACUACCCUAUUUUGGGUUAAAGUCGUACCUGGUACGCGAGUAUCAUUUUCUUAAUAUGGCUGAUAUUAUAUAUUUAAUUGUAUGUAAUAACAAUAUUUAAAUUACACCAAGUGAGAUUUCUUCCGGUUUUGUAAAACUUAUAUUUUUGAUAUGUUUUUGUGCCUACAAUGAAGGGCAUACUUGGGGUGCUUUUUUUAAAUGGAUUAUAGUGUUGUUGUUUGUUAACUUUUGCGUGCUUUGACGUAAAUGAAGGAAACAGCUAUUUGCGUGUGACCCUGAGUAUGUCUCAUCGUGAAUGUUUAUUAGAUUUAUAAACAAUUUUUUAUAUCUACUAACUAUUGCUUAGUGCACUUUACUUGUUUUUAUUGUAUUUUUUUGUCUUGUCAAAAGCUUAUGUAUAGCCCCUUUUUGAUUGAUAUUAUAUGAUUACAAGUAAA
Messenger RNA from Bicyclus anynana (squinting bush brown), 13277 nucleotides. It is a transcript of the gene Vps13, whose product is annotated as intermembrane lipid transfer protein Vps13. The transcript is spliced from 61 exons. The coding region runs from base 269 to 10126 and encodes 3285 amino acids. NCBI's taxonomy places the organism in Eukaryota, Metazoa, Arthropoda, Insecta, Lepidoptera, Nymphalidae. Gene Ontology annotation, biological process: protein retention in Golgi apparatus; protein targeting to vacuole. Gene Ontology annotation, cellular component: extrinsic component of membrane. The record is from RefSeq and is a predicted model, not a curated record.